Molecule: messenger RNA, 1017 nt
Organism: Alternaria arborescens
Lineage: Eukaryota; Fungi; Ascomycota; Dothideomycetes; Pleosporales; Pleosporaceae
Exons: 2
Coding region: 1-1017 (338 amino acids)
Molecular function (GO): oxidoreductase activity, acting on the CH-OH group of donors, NAD or NADP as acceptor
Source: RefSeq, a predicted model, not a curated record
AUGUCUCAAUCUCUUGUCUUCAUUACCGGGUCGACAGGCUUCAUUGGGUCUCAUGUCGUUAUCCAAACGCUCGAAGCAGGCUACAAGGUUCGCCUAAGCGUGCGCAAGGAAUCUCAAAUUGAAGGUCUCAAGAAGCUCUUCUCCAAGCAUAUCAGCAACGUCGACUUUGUCGUCAUUCCGGAUCUGUCUGUCUCAAGCGCUUUCGACAGUGCCUUGAAAGAUGUCGAUUACGUCCUACAUCUCGCUUCACCGAUGCCUGGAAAAGGUGAAGACUUCAAGAAAGAGUACCUCCAACCUGCGGUGCAAGGUACAACAUCGGUCUUAAAUGCCGCAAAGAAGUUCAGCACCAUCAAACGCGUCGUCAUCGUGUCAUCGAUACUUGCCUUGGUUCAACUAGAUGCGCUGACAGGAGGCAAGUUUGAACCAAGAGAAGGGCGAAAUCAGGAGAUCUCCGUGGAUCCCAACAUGGAAUUUCCCGCGGAUCCGAUGGCCAGCGGAGGAGCAAAGUAUCACGCCUCUAAGCUUCUAGCCCAUCGAGCCACCCUCGAAUGGGUUGCAGAGAACAAGCCCCAUUUUGUUGUCAUCACCCUACAUCCCUCCUUCGUCUUUGGUCGCAACCUCGGCCAGACAUCUCCUGACGGAGUGGAUGGUACUAAUGCCAUGCUUUGGGGUUGCCUCUACUCCGAAAAGCCCUUCAUCCCCGCAGUUGGAGUAGAUGUCCGAGACGUUGCACUUGCACACGUUCGCGCCUUGGAGACGAAGCUUGAUGGCAAAAAUGAAGUUCAAGAGUUUGUGUUGAGCGCUAGUGAGAAGGACGGAUGGUCUUGGACCAACAUAGCGAAGUUUGCACAAGAGAAAUAUCCUGGCUUAGGUACAAAGUUGGAAGGUUCAUUUGAUGCACCUCCACCUGUCGAGUCACGCCGCGCCCAGGAAAUCCUAGGCAUCAGGUGGAAGAGGAUGGAAGACACUAUCGCAUCUUUCUUGGAUCAUCAGCUCGAGUUGAGGGCCCAGCUCUAG